AUGGCAGAUCCGCAAAAUGUCAAUGUCGAAUUCUUCAGAGAAAUCGUAUACUCCCAACAAUUCAAAAUCCUCAAUGACCUCAUCUACAACCCCGACGCAACAGUCGACAAUGCCCUAGACCAAAUCACCGAUCUGACACUGUCCGCCCACACAGCCCCUAUUGAGGAGGAGUAUUUCACGCCCGGGAAUGUCGACUACUAUCUCUCCCUUGCCUUGAUGGAGCAUAAAAGGCUGGUUGAGUUCAUACACGCGCUUCAGAAGCGCACGGCACGGGAUCCCUCGACUGGUGAUCCACUUACAGUACAGGGACAAAUUCUCUGGACAGAUCUGCCGUCUUUCGGGUAUACUGAAUAUGAAACCUGGGACUCGAACGGGGGUGAUUAUACAGUCUUUUGGUUUCUCGACCUGCAAGGUGGGUCAAGACAGCGAAUGAUGAACGACAACGCAUUCGUGACCCAAUUCACCCAAGCCACACAUAUAAGCUACAAUCCCCCAGACCAAGGAUUCAGCAUCCACCGCUUGGACAGAUCCCUCCGGGCAAUCAUGACACUACGACUUGGUCUCGAGAACGACAAAGUUCCCAUGGAGACGCUAUUCAAGACAGCUGUCAUGGAGGUCGCGUGUGUGUGGUUCAUGUAUGCCGCGGACCGGCUGGGUUAUGAACGGGGGCGAUGGGAUGCUUGGGUGGAGAGGUUGAGAGAUGCGAGAGCGGUUUGUAAUGAUGAGAGGAUGAGGGGCGUUAUUGGGGAGGCUUUGGGGUGUGUUUCGCGGACGAUGAGUAGAUGUGACUGA
Molecule: messenger RNA, 792 nt
Organism: Aspergillus ruber CBS 135680
Lineage: Eukaryota; Fungi; Ascomycota; Eurotiomycetes; Eurotiales; Aspergillaceae
Product: DUF3632 domain-containing protein
Exons: 4
Coding region: 1-792 (263 amino acids)
Source: RefSeq, a predicted model, not a curated record